Molecule: messenger RNA, 1983 nt
Organism: Drosophila albomicans
Lineage: Eukaryota; Metazoa; Arthropoda; Insecta; Diptera; Drosophilidae
Exons: 2
Coding region: 249-749 (166 amino acids)
Source: RefSeq, a predicted model, not a curated record
UCAUGUUGUUGCAAGUAGCUCCUAAAAGUAUGCAUUUGUUAGUCUGUCGAGUUAGCUUAAGCUGCUGUUAAGCUGAGCUUAAAGCAGCGCUGUAAGCAGCUGAUAAGCUGAGCAGUGUUGUAAAACUGCUGAUAAGCGUAAAGUGCAUCGGUUGCACUGGAAAGCUCAGCUUUGACAUCUGCGCCAGCUGCAUCGGCUUGAGCGCGGCCAACUUAGCGAAGGCCGGUUCCGGUUUGGUCAUUUUUCUAAUGACCGGCUGCGUACAUAGACGCGUAAUUACCGAAGAUUUAAAUCGGAAGGCAUCGAGCGCUAUUGGCGAUUUUUUUUAUUGUUAUAGCAAAUAUUUGGGUUGGUUUUGUUGCCUUCAAGGCCUUGUUCUUUGCUUCGAAGCAGACAGCCAGUUUGCUUCGACCAAGUGCCUUCGCAAGCCGCAGCUUGUCCAGCGGAGCACCCCUGCAACGGCCAGCGGAGCACCUCUCCGGCCCUCACGGCCAGCGGAGCACCCCUGCAACGGCCAGCGGAGCACCUCUCCGGCCUUCACGGCCAGCGGAGCACCCUCUCCGGCCCUCACGGCCAGCGGAGCACCCCUGCAACGGCCAGCGGAGCACCUCUCCGGCCCUCUCGGCCAGCGGAGCACCUCUCCGGCCCUCACGGCCAGCGGAGCACCCCUGCACCGGCCCUCUCGGCCAGCGGAGCGCCUCUACAGGCCACUGCCUGGCCAGCGAAGCGCCUUUAGGUGCCAACUUUAACUCUCUGCCAUCAUCAUCAAAUUGUUUUUGUGAAAUCAUUCUCUAAUCGUCGAUUAAAAGUGUUGUGAAAACCAAAAAGAUGAUUUAAAUUAAAUCAUGCCACUCUUGCAAUUUGAAACAAACAAAAUCUAAUUUACCUGUUAUAAAAAAAAAAAAAAAUGAUCGAAAAGUGUAGCGCUUGAAAAGAAAGCUAGAUUUUAAAUAAAACAAAGCAAAUAAAAUGCAAAUUGCAAGUUUUAAAAAUGUUUGAAAAAGUGUAGCGCUUUCGACCGAAACAAAUUAAAAUUUUACACAUUCAAGUCAAAAUUUAAAUAAAAAAAAAUAGAAAAUGGAAGUGCAGUUUUGUUAAAACACAGACGAGUUAAGAAAUGUAAAAGGUGCACUACAAAACGAAAAAAUUAAAAUCACUUAUGUCUGAAUACUAAUUGAAACAAUUGCGAAGCGCCAACACAUAUUAAAAAUCAAAAAUUAUUAAAUGCAAUCGUAGUUAUAAUAGAUUAAAACAGAGUUAAAAGUGCGAUUAAGAUAAAAAGAAUGAAAUUGUAAAAGGAAAUUAUUAAAACAAGAGUGCUGUAAAAUUGUAAAGAUAAGAAUGAAAAGCAAAUCGAAAAUUAAAAACAGUAUGAAAGUCAUGUCAAGAAAGAACAUGAAUUAUAAGUAAAAUUUCGUCUAAAUUAAUUAAUAAUUUGUCGUACUGAAAAUUGAUAGUGUAUAAUUCAAAAAAAAAAAAAAGAAAAAAUGUGCGGAUGUGCUUAUUGUGCAAAAAUUUAUUUUUUUUUUUUUUGCAACACCUCGUCGUUUAGCCCGUUCCAGCACUUCGCCGGAGAUCGAUCACCGCCGCAGGAGUUCUGGGGGUAAGUUCGAUAACGAAAACUAAAAGAUGUACAUCUUGUACAAAUAUUUUAAUUAUUGCACAUUACGCACACGAAAAAUUCACGCAACAAAAAAAAUGAGUUUGUAUAAAAGAUAGAUGAGAAUAAUAAAAUCGAUAAUAGUUGGGAAAAAAAAAGAAGAAAAUUAAUUCUCAAUAAAUAUAAAUAAAAUUAAAUGAAACACAGCCGAUGAAAACAAAACAAACUAAAAAAAAAAAAAAUAGACAAAUUAUAUGAUUAUUGUUAAGCAAAUAAAUAUUAAACAAUUAGAAAAAAAAAAAAACAAAUACGGCACAAAAUUGAAACAUUCUGAAAUACGAUUUAAAAAUUAUUAGAUUUAAAUAUUAUAUUCUUUUGUCAUA